CCAUCGUCUGCUGCGAGGGCUAUCACAUAUCGUUGUUAUUAGCAGAUCAGUCAACCACAUCGACAUGGUUAUCGAUUCUGACUCGACAUACAACGUACAUACCAUCAAUCAUGCUCAGACGCUUGGCCUCGACCUUUUCGACUCCCGCGGCUACACCAGAACGAUCGACCUCGCCCGAGACACCUGCAGUCGAUCCCAACACCCAUGCCGGGCGAACUGCAGUCGAACAUGACCUAGCCCACGCACUUCGGGCACACGGUGUCCCGACGACGGACGAGGACUGUUUCGCAUGUGAUGCUGCCUGCCAGGACGAUGGACCCCAAUACGAUGGCUACCCGCGGGGUUUCGACGUUGACUGGAGCAGUGAUCUCCUUGGCAGUGCCAACCCGGCUCCCCGUAAUCUUGUCGUCUCGACCGCCCGGUCUGACUGGGCGCACGACCACACAACCGAUACCUCGACCCUAUCAUAUCACCUCCAGACCAUCCUGAACGCCGAGCGCGGAUUUCCACCACCUGGCACUCCCAUCGAUCCUCCACCAGCCAAGGACAAGUCGGCCAAAGAGGCUCCCAAGCCAGCACCUGAACCCGUCAAAGACAACAAACCGCCUGGUCAGAUCGAUCUCGUCAUCGGAAAGAACGGUCUUCCUCAAGGUCUCUCGGAAACACCUCGGGCCGAGCUCGAACCCUCGUCCAUCGACGCUAAGCAACCACCCACGAGCUUGUUCUCAUCCUCGCUCAUCUCCCAAUCGUCAGACGAACACAAGGAGAGCAUUUUGAUCUUUCCGGAGUGGAAAGUCAUCUGCGAGGUCCCUAAUUCGAGCUCCGGCGCCAAGGAUGUGUUGGCAGGAUUGAACGGCCAGGCGAACGAGCUGAAGAGCUGGACGUUGCCGUACAGGGCAGUGGUCUUGCUCUGCAGUCACAAGAAACGAGACAAGCGGUGUCAUAUCGCCGCACCACUUUUGGAAAAGGCCCUUGUACACGAACUCGAAUCGCAUCACGUCUCGAUCGACACACGUGGAGACUCGUUGAACCCUCAUCAUCUCUUGGACAUGCACGCUGCGCUUCCGCGGGAAGGAGAAGCCGGCGAGAGGGAAGCCAGGUUGAGAGCGAUCGAGGGGCUGGACGAUGAGACGGGGAGCGGUGAAGUUGGGAUUUUCAAGAUCAGUCAUCUGGGCGGGCAUCGGUACUCUGGGGUCAUGAUCAUCCUCUUCCCGUCCGGCGCGACCCUCUACUACGGCCGAGUGAGCCCGAAAGAUAUCCCGCAGGUUGUCAAGCACACCAUCCUUAAAGGCCAGGUCAUCGCGGGACUCUUGCGUGGAGGUAACAAUGUCGUCAGAGACGAGCUGAAGGGAGAUUCGGCAGGAGCUUGUAACAAGAAGGGCAAGUCGUUGAUAACUUGGUAGACCUGUACGAAGAUGGGUAAGGAACGGCAAGAGAGGUCGAUAUCAUAGCAUUCUCGCCUAUGUAGCUAUAUUUACAAUUCUUCUUCUUGAGCCUUCGAGCGGCUGU
This is a messenger RNA of Filobasidium floriforme, 1509 nucleotides long. RefSeq names its product Sucrase/ferredoxin-like-domain-containing protein. The coding region runs from base 111 to 1403 and encodes 430 amino acids. The record is from RefSeq and is a predicted model, not a curated record. The transcript has 5 exons. NCBI's taxonomy places the organism in Eukaryota, Fungi, Basidiomycota, Tremellomycetes, Filobasidiales, Filobasidiaceae.